AUGGCGUUUCGGCCAGGCGGCUAUUCCAUGCCUUUUCAAUCGUAUGGAGCACCUAUAAUGUUCGGCCAAAUGCGAAUGCCGACAGCCGCACCGAAGCAAAUGGAGCCAAUGCCUGUAUUUGUGGGAAAUAUUUCUGAAAAAUGUUCAGAAGAAUUUUUGCAAAAAAUGCUAGAGGAGUGCGGAAAAGUAUCAAGUUGGAAACGAGUUCAAGGGACAAAUGGAAAACUUCAAGGUUUUGGCUUUUGUAAUUUCGCAGAGCCUGAAGGUACAUUACGAGCUCUCCGUAUAUUAAACGAUUUUCAUCUCGGCGAUAAAAAGUUAACUGUGAAAGCUGAAGAAAAGGUUAGGAAAGAGCUUCGAAAUUGGUCUAUAAGUCAUAGGAGGGCACUUGGCAAGAAAGACAUAAAAUUACAAGAUAAUGAGCUUCCUGCUGAUGAAGACGAUCUUAAGAAAGACGAAGAAAUUCGACUAAAAAUACUGAAUUGGAUCGAAAAUGAUUAUCCGGAAUUGUUAACACUCGCCGAAGAUGGAGAAAUAUCGGAGAAAGAAGCCAAGGACAAAAAAGAAGAGAAACAGCGCAACAACGGUGAUCGUAAAAAGCUUGAUCGAGAGAAACGACGAAGGUCGCGAAGCAGAAGCGAAGGGAGGAAGAGGUCCAGAAGUCCGGCGACACCGAGAAAUAAGAGAUCUCGUAGAAGUCGCUCUGCUUCUAGUUCCUCAACUGCCAGUAGAUCGUCGAGCACGUCGGAAAGUGGGUCGUCUGACUCGUCAAGAUCCCGUUCACCUAUUCGUAACAAAUCGUCAAAACGUAGAAGAGAUCGUAGCGGAACUAGAAGCUCUGAAGAUAGCGAUGAGGCCAGGGAACGUCGUGCCAUACGUCAUCAGGUAAAAGAAAAGGAAGUGGCUUAUAUGCAACGAUUACAUCGAUGGGAAGCAAGGGAAAAACAAAGAGCCAAAAUGUAUGAGAGAGCUGAGAGGAAGGAGAAGGAGAGAAAGAAAGAACUUCAGAAAGAAGCAAAAAGAUUACGACACUUCUUGGAAGAUUAUGAUGAUGAGAAAGACGAUCCUAAAUAUUACAAAAGUUCGUCGUUGUUCCAACGAAAACGCGAUUUCGAAAAGGAGCGGGAGGCUGAUCAGAAGGAUCGGCUGCGCGAGCAACACGAAAUUGAGGAGCUUAAGAAACAGAUUCUUGCUGAAAACUCGACAAAUUCCAUCGAUGUUGAAGAAGAGGCACGAAAGCGACACCAGCGAAAGGAGGAGGAAGCAUUGCGAAAGUAUCGUGGAGACAGUGGAAGCCCGAAUCCGCACAAACCACUUGGACAUUCUGAAGUUGUUCCGCGCGAAGAGAGCUCAUCUAGUGAAGAUGAAGGAAGUAGCGAUGAGGAGAAGACAAAUGAUGAGCCGGCGGAAGCAGUAGAAACCGCGACACCGGGCGAAUUCUCGCAAAAACCAAAUGGCGGAUGGAAAGCUAUUGGUGGAAUCGGUGAAGAGCAGAUGGAUAUUGCAAGGCCUCCUCCCAGACGAGAUAGCCCGCAAGUCGGCAUAAGUUCAGUUCAACCAAUUGCCCAAAGACUUAAUGGUGUUUUUGGUAAUGAUGAUCCAGAAGAAGAUGAAAUUUAUAAACGGAAGAAGCUGAAACCAUUCCAAAUUACCCGCGAAGAACGCAUGCAGGUGAUGACGGCUGAGGAGAAAAAAGAGCUAACUCGUGGAAUUAUUAAGAAAAUUCCUACUUCUAAAGAUGAAUUAUUUGCAACCCCAAUUGAAUGGGAUUUCAUCGACGCGGCAGCUAUGGAGCAGAGGGUCAAACCAUGGGUUGCGAAAAAGGUUCAAGAAUUUCUUGGAGAAGAGGAAAAACAAUUGGUCGAUUUUAUUUGCGAAAAAAUUGAAGCUAGAACUCCACCGGAUCAAAUCCUUAAAGAUAUUGCUAUGAUCAUUGAUGAUGAUGCAGAUAUGUUUGUUGUAAAAAUGUGGAGAUUACUAGUGUUUGAAGGUCAAUCGCGAAAACUUGGAAUAAAUCCGUAA
Caenorhabditis bovis is the source of this 2022-nucleotide messenger RNA. NCBI's taxonomy places the organism in Eukaryota, Metazoa, Nematoda, Chromadorea, Rhabditida, Rhabditidae. The record is from the annotation of a GenBank genome assembly.